AGUUACACUAGUUGGUCAAACACAACUGUUCCCUGGCAGCCGAAGUGUACUGUGGAUUAUAUGCCACAUAACCGCCACGUUGAUAUUACGUUUAAAUACAUUUAAGCCCCCUAAUCUAUAACCCAGCUCUUGYGGACAGGUCUUGUGGCCAUGGCGAAAGACCCGUUGGCUGAAGCUGGUCUUCAUUUUGAUGAGCUCAACAAGCUACGGGUGCUGGAACCAGAGGUGGACCAGAAGACCAGGGAGCUCAAGGAGGAGUGUGAAGACUUUGUUGACAAAAUGGGCCAGUUUCAGAAGAUAGUGGGUGGUCUCAUCGAGCUGGUGGAUGAAUUGGCAAAAGAGGCAGAGACAGAAAAGAUGAAGGCUAUUGGAGCCAGGAACCUGUUGAAGUCUGUGGCCAAGCAGAGGGAGGCCCAGCAACAGCAGCUCCAGGCCCUGAUAGCAGAGAAGAUGAUGCAGCUGGAGAGGUAAGAAYACUUUAAAUCCAUUUCACCUCAAAAAAGCACAAGAAAGAUGAUUGACACCCAACAUCUCAGAUUGUUCUGAAAUUGUUUUUGUUGUUGUUAGAAACAGAUUAGUAUUCCUGAAACAUUUUAUUAUGUUGAAAUAUAAUUUGAUGUCUGAGUAA
Molecule: messenger RNA, 628 nt
Organism: Salvelinus sp. IW2-2015
Lineage: Eukaryota; Metazoa; Chordata; Actinopteri; Salmoniformes; Salmonidae
Source: RefSeq, a predicted model, not a curated record